UAUUUCUACACAGGCCUGUCACGGCCGAUUUUAGUGGUGAAGCAAAAACCUCACAUUUAAAAUUGCUAUAAAACAGAUGGCAUUAACCUGAUGGUUUUAACCCUCCCUCUCUCCCUGUGACGCAGAGGAAACACGCUGAACUCCUCUCUCCGUUAACCCUCUUUGUUCCGGUCCUGUGUAGAUUAGUGUGAACCCGAUCGGAGCUCCAGCGGACGGUGUUGCCUCUUGAGGCCGGGUAUCAGACGCAGAUUCCGGCUGCGGGGAUCGUGACCUGACAGGAGGCGAAUCUCGGCCUCCGUGCGGGAUUUUUAUCGGGAUUUAUUUCCGGCUCUUUGGGGCAUCUCUGGGCCGGGGUUGUGUGACAGUGUUGGAUCCGCGUGUACUCGGUUCUUGAUGCCGCGGAGGCCCCGACAAGCUCAGACUGCGGAGCCCCAGAGCAGGGCUCGGACACCUGGGAAGUAGAGCAGUUUGUCUGGGAUCAGACCCGGGUCCGUCUACCAUGAACCCUCUGAACCAGAUGAAGGCUGGACUGGCCAACAACCCUCACAGUGAUGGCUCGUACCCAUACAACCCCUCCAGCUGGCAGCAGCCCACCAAUCAGCCGGCAGGGUCUCUCUCAGUGGUCACCACUGUGUGGGGAGUGACCAAUCCCUCGGCCAGCCAGGGUCUGGGUGGAGGGGUGAUGGGGCCUGGAGCCAACUCAGGCGGGGGGCCCAUGAUGCAGGGUCCUGGUGGACCGGGCAUGGCCGGCGGGCCCGGAGGCUACAUGGGCCAACCGAGCUACGGAGAGCCCAGCAAAGGCUACAUGAACCAGGGCAUGUACAGCCGGACGAGUGGUGGCUACGCUGGAGGACCGGGGGGGUUCACGGGCAGUUACCCGUCGAACCCUGCAGGCUCCCGAGGCUCUGCUGACUUCACUCAGGCUGCUGCGGCCGCUGCUGUCGCUGCUGCUGCUGCCACGGCAACCGCCACUGCCACGGCAACUGUAGCCGCCAUCCAGGAGAAGCAGAACCAGGAGAUGAACUACGGACAGAUGGGAGGACCAGCCUACAACAACCAGUUCAUGGCCCACUCCGGGCCCCGCGGCCCUCCUGGCAUGGCUCCUGGAGGAAUGGGCCCCGGUCCCGGCCCCCCAAGAGGUCCACCAUCUAUGGGCCCCAUGUACGGGCCUGGAGGGGUCCCACAGAGGGUCCCUCAGCACCCAAACUAUGGUCCAGGACCACAGCAAGCACACCUGAGGCCCCAGCAGGGCCUCAAACGGUCCUACAACUCUGAGACGUUCCCGGGAAUGUCUCAGCAGUACGGCGUUCCCGUCGGCUCCAGCGUGAACGUCAUGUCCGGGCCUGGCAGCGCCGUCGGCUCCAUGCCGGGUUCAGGUGGGGGUGGCCACACCGGGCCCGGCCCCUACUCCGGCCCCAACAUGCAGUACCACCCAGGUCCUGGUGGUCCGGGCCCCACCCCCCAGCGCUCUGGCUCCUCCCCUUCAUAUCAGAGCCAUAAAAUGCCCCUCCCACAGUACCCCCCCUCUGGACCCCCCAACUCACAGUACUACAAGGACCAGUUUAACGGUCAGGGUGGAGGUUUAAACUCUCUGACCACGGGAGGUGCCGGGGGGGCUUACAACUCCUUCAACCAACCGUCGGGGCCUGGACGAGGGUUGCCUGGUUACCCAUCCUCCCCUGUUCCUGGGAACCCGACUCCCCCCAUCACCCCCAGCAGCUCCAUGGCCCCGCCCUACAUGUCACCUGGCAACAGUGAUGUCAAGCCGAUGCCCUCUUCCUUUCUGCCCGACAUCAAACCCAACAUGGCCAGUCUGGCCCCUCCCCUGCCUACAGGUAACCCCAGCGACGACCUGCGGUUGACGUUCACGGUGAGAGAUGGCGUGGUCCUGGAGCCCUUCAGACUGGAGCACAACCUGGCCGUCAGCAACCACGUCUUCCAGCUGAAAGAGUCCGUCUAUCAGACGCUCAUCAUGAGACCCGACCUGGAGCUCCAGUUCAAGUGUUAUCACCACGAGGAUCGACAGAUGAACACCAACUGGCCCGCCUCCGUCCAGGUCAGCGUGAACGCGACUCCUCUCACCAUCGAGCGAGGCGACAACAAAACUUCCCACAAACCCCUGUACCUGAAGCAGGUCUGUCAGCCGGGCAGGAACACCAUCCAGAUCACCGUCACCGCCUGCUGCUGCUCUCACCUGUUCGUCCUCCAACUGGUCCACCGUCCCUCGGUCCGGUCGGUGCUACAGGGUCUGAUGAAGAAGAGGCUGCUGCCGGCGGAGCACUGUGUCACCAAGAUAAAGAGGAACUUUAGCAGUGGGUCCAUCUCCGGGACACCCGGGUUAAACGGAGAGGAUGGCGUGGAGCAGACCGCCAUCAGAGUGUCUUUGAAAUGUCCCAUCACUUUUCGCCGCAUCCAGCUGCCGGCCAGAGGCCACGACUGCAGACACAUACAGUGUUUCGAUCUGGAGUCGUACCUGCAGCUGAACUGUGAGAGAGGAACGUGGAGGUGUCCUGUGUGCAAUAAAGCGGCUCUGCUGGAGGGACUGGAAGUGGACCAGUACAUGCUGGGAAUCCUCAUCUACAUCCAGAACUCUGAGUACGAGGAGAUUACCAUCGACCCGGUGUGCAGCUGGAAGCCAGUUCCUGUGAAACCGGACAUCCAUGUGAAGGAGGACCCAGAUGGUCCAGUUCUGAAACGCUGCAGAACCCUCAGUCCGAGUCACAUGGUCCUGCCCAGCGUCAUGGAGAUGAUUGCAUCACUCGGGCCCAACCCCUCCUCCUCGUCCGCCCCCUCCUCCUCACCGAUGAACUACCCCUCCCUGUCUGCAGGGGGCAGCAAUAACAGCAGCAGCACAUCCGACUUCCCCGGAGCAGCUCCGUCCUAUCCCGCUCCAUCAGCCUCCUUCUCCGACUUCAGCGGUCCUGGAACUCCCGGCAUCGGUGGGGAAUUCUCCUCCCCCGGUCCUCCCCCUCUUUCCUACCAGUCCGAGCUCUCCAGUGCCCUCCUCACCCCUGACAAGCCCCCCCCUCACCCACUGGCUGUACAGAUGUCGGGUCGUGUAGACUCCAUUCCCCAUGGUGCCCCUCUCCCCCAGCAGCACUCACAGGGUCUCCAUGGUAACAUCCAGAUGAUGCAGCGCAGCAACCCGAAUCCCCGUCUCCAAGGUGACGUCUCCUUCGGGCUCGGUGGGUCUGCCGAUGUUCCAGAACCUUCUCUGGAUCUGCUACCGGAACUGACCAACCCUGACGAGCUGCUGUCGUACCUCGGACCUCCAGACCUCCCGAACAACAACAACGACGACCUGCUGUCCCUGUUUGAGAACAACUGAACAUAAACUCUCUCGGAGCUCCAGAAUCUAAAUGGAUCAGGCCGACACAUCACUGUAACAUACGAACUGUUCUCCUCAUCCGCCAACACCGCGGCCGGUCCAACAUGGCCGCCACCUGCACACAAUGAUGAGGAGAACAGCUUUUAAAGAUGAAACCUCUUUGUGUGACUAGGAACUUGAUGGUAACUUUAUUAUUUUAUUGUUUUUUAUUCCCUGACUGUAUUUUGAAGCUUCAUCCUUCAUUCCUCACUGCUGCAGCAGCCAUCACUAAAUAUUUAAUGUGACUGUCGGUGGAAAACCACGCUGUUGUUUCAACCAACACCCGAGCUGAAACGUGUAGAAGCAGCAUCGAGCUUCUUCCCAGCCGGACUGAGCCUAGUCUAACGUUCCAGUAGCUGAAGAUGAGCUUUAAAGGAGCGGUCCUCAUGUGCUUCUUCAAUCAUGUUUCUGUUUUCAAAUAGAAAAACGGGAUUUACCCCAAGCUACACUGUGGUGGGAACAGUUUCUGCCAUCUAGUGGUCAAGAUAGCAACCAUCUCAAAGUCCGUCCACCCACUAACUUUAUCUGGAUCUGGACCGCUUCAGCAUCAGGUGGUGUUUCCUCACAGAUUAAACCUGUUUUAUCUGGUCACCCACCACACCCAUCAGCCUCUUUUACCAGGUCAACCUGUGAUUAACCCUUAAAGCUCCAACCAUGUUUCUGUUAUUUUAAUCUGAACCUGUCUGUAGCAGCUGAAGCUUUUAAAGGUCCCAUAUUAUACAUUUUUUUCAACAACUUCAUGCGGGUGCCAGUGGUCCGACAACAUUGUUUUCAAAGUGUUUUACCUCAAAUUCAGCUGUGGUCCUUCAUCUCAGCCGUACCAGGUGUGGCUCUAGUGUCUCUACUGAGAACGGCUGUUUCUGUGUCUGAACCUUUAUACGUUCAUGAGUGGCGCCUGGCCACGCCCCUCUCUGGGAGAGGCUCCAGCGUUAUUUGCUGAAACUCUUCUUCCGAACAGGAACUUCAGCAUCAUCUUUCUACGUGUGGGGAUUUCAGCUUCCUCUGGUUAAUGAUUGUAAAGCUACUGGCUGGAAAAUGAGGCAGGUGUUGGUGGUGAUCCUGAGCUCUCAGACUCAGUCAUAACUUCAGAAUAUCAACAUAAAGUCUGUCAGAGCUGCAGUUUGAGACGAGUCAGGUCACUUUGCUGAUUUGUACCUGCCUUAAAAAUCUUCAAGAAAAUUAAUCUCAAGUCCACAGCUGUCCAUCUUUUUACGUCUGUGGGACUCGAUUCCGCCUCAGAUUGCAGCUACCUGGUCCAGUGAGGUUCUGUCAGAGGCUCGGCCCACUGCUCGUCUGAUGGAAGACGUGAACAACACACAAAGCUUCAUCUUCAUCCUCAUCUUCAUCCACUGUAUGUUGUGAAGUGAGUGUACAGUCCGGACUGUGGUGGUGUCUUCAAGUCCCAGGGAGCCCAGUGGCUUCUGGGUAAAUUUAGUGUUCUGAUGACUGUAUGAUUCAGUAACGAUGCUAAUAACCUGAGUAAUAAGACUAAUAACCUUUGUAAUUUAAUAAACACACUGGAAAGGCGAA
Molecule: messenger RNA, 4897 nt
Organism: Melanotaenia boesemani (Boeseman's rainbowfish)
Lineage: Eukaryota; Metazoa; Chordata; Actinopteri; Atheriniformes; Melanotaeniidae
Product: zinc finger MIZ domain-containing protein 2-like
Exons: 21
Coding region: 500-3328 (942 amino acids)
Biological process (GO): protein sumoylation; regulation of transcription by RNA polymerase II
Molecular function (GO): zinc ion binding; SUMO ligase activity
Source: RefSeq, a predicted model, not a curated record